CUCUCUCUCUCUCUCUCUCUCUCUCUCUCUCUCUCUCUCUCAACACUUACUAUCUCUCAUGGCUAAUAAGGCCAGGUUCCUCUCUCCAGUGCUCCUCCUCUUACUCUUGGUUGAGAUGAACAUAUUUGAUGGACCAUUGGUACAAGGAGUUGAGGGGAUAGAUUGUGCGGCAAAGUGCGACUACCGAUGCAGCAAGGCGGGGUGGCACAAGGCGUGCAUCAGGGCGUGCAACACCUGCUGCGAGCGGUGCCACUGCGUCCCCCCGGGGACUUCGGGGAACAAGGAUGUCUGCCCUUGCUAUGCUAACAUGACCACCCAUGGCGGCCGCCCUAAGUGCCCUUGAGAAACUAAGAAUACAAGUCACCAAAACUAUGUUUGAUAAUAGAUGUUGCAGCAACUGUUCUAUGUAGAUCUUCUAAAGUGGUGUGUGUGUGUGUGUGUGUGUGUGACGGAGAGAGAAAAUAAUGAGCACAUGUAAUCCUAAAGGUAGUUUGUGUUAAACAAACACCAACUCUAGUCACUAGUCAGAAUGUGAAUAAUGUGCAGUUUCAUCCUGUAAUAUAAAGGUGAGCAUAAGAAAGAAAAUGAGGAGGACCUGUGUUAGUCUAAGUCUUACUUGGAAAUAUUCCAUUCAAAGAAAAAAAAAGGAGAGAAGAAAAUGAGAAAAAUCUUUGAAA
Messenger RNA from Ananas comosus (pineapple), 677 nucleotides. Its product is annotated as peamaclein-like. The transcript is spliced from 3 exons. The record is from RefSeq and is a predicted model, not a curated record. Lineage: Eukaryota; Viridiplantae; Streptophyta; Magnoliopsida; Poales; Bromeliaceae. The coding region runs from base 59 to 343 and encodes 94 amino acids.